CCGUCCUUCCUGUUGUGGGUGUGGACGCCAGUAAUGGAGGAGCAGCGUCAGUAAAUCGGCUUCUUCUAAGUUAGUAAAGCAGUUUAAAGUGUGCUGAACGGUGUCGCCGUGUAGCUGGGAUGCUGUGUCAGGAUGGGAAACCUGUUUGGAAAAAAGAAACAGAGCCGAGUGACGGAACAAGACAAAGCUAUUCUGCAACUGAAGCAGCAGAGAGAUAAACUGCGGCAGUAUCAGAAGAGGAUCAACCUGCAGCUGGAGAAGGAGAGACUUUUGGCCAAACAGCUGCUGAAAAAUGGCAAAAAAGAGAAAGCGCUCCUCCUGCUGAAAAAGAAACGCUACCAGGAUCAACUUCUGGACAAGACGGAGAACCAGAUCGGUAACCUGGAGCGGAUGGUUCAGGACCUGGAGUUCGCCCAGAUUGAGGCAAAGGUCAUUCAAGGGUUGAAAGUUGGAAAUGAGUGUCUGAAGAAAAUGCACGAGGUGAUGUCUAUUGAAGAAGUAGAACGGAUUAUGGAUGAAACUCAAGACGCCAUCGAGUACCAGAGGCAAAUAGACGAGAUGCUGGCGGGCUCUUUAUCACAGGAAGAUGAAGACGCUGUCCUGGCUGAGCUUGAGGCCAUAACUCAGGGAGACGUCGAGCUUCCUGACGUUCCUGCAGACGAGCUUCCAGAAGUCCCAGAGGCCACAGAGAAGGAAGCAGAGAGGGAUCGUCCCAGGAAGAAGCCGGAGCGGGAGAUGCUCGCUGCAUAGGAGCAAGACUGACCUCCAUCAGCUGACCUGCUGGAACUUCUCCACCACACUCCAGUCCAACAUUAACCUGCAACCACACAAACAUCUGCUGGAGGACUCUCUCUCCUGCAGACGCCUGCGGUGAAGUGACCGCAGCCUCCGUCAGAUCCUCCACACUGUCCGGCCACCGUCUGUCCCUGAAGGCAGUAGUGGCUGGGACUGGUUCAGUGGAGGGACGCUGAUGGGAACCAUGAAGACCUGUGAGAUCAGAUAACUGUGCCUAACCCACCACCAAAUCAUUGUACUCACACUGACUUCACUUUAAUGCAUGUAUGUGUUACUCACUGAUCAUCUGUCAGAGUCCAUCCUGCUGCCGAUGGACGUGUCAUUUAAAGUCUGUAAAGGGUUGAUUCACCCAAAUAUUAAUCCUCUCGCAUUGAUUUUAUCUGGUCAUGUUUUGGUUUUAUUUGUCCAGGUUUUUUUCCUCCUGAGGUGAGUGGAACUUCAUUUGUGACGCUCGAGGAAUUAAAACAUUUUAAAGAAAACUCUGCAGCGACGUGUCUGUCCAGAAAACAAAUGACACAGUUUCUCCGCAGACUGAGCUGUCAGCAGAUUUUAUUGGUCGGUCCCUCCAGGAUUUCACAACAAAUUCAGCCAAUCCCUGUGAACUCUGUGACAUCACUUUUUUUUUUAUCGCAACUUUAGUGCAAAUUUGACUUUUUAAAACAGAUCAAGCACAGUCUGGCACCACAGAGCUGCUACGAAGUCCGUUCUUUACACUGUGUUUACAUAUUUACACAGAACCAAAGGACGUCAGCAUCAUGUCGCUGCAGUGUGUGAUUACAGACAGCAUGAUGACAUCACAGAAUCAAAAGAGACGUGACACGAAACAGCGUCAUCCUCUAGUGUGACAUAUAACAUUCGUGUCAGCGGCUCUUUAUAAACAAUGACAAUGACAUCACAUGUAAAUAACAAACAUUUAGCAUCUCUGUUAUGUGGCGGCUGAUCUCGGAGGGUGAGGAGCUCCUGGACCUCACUGUGUUCACUGUUUGUGGACAUUUUCUGUUCUUCUUCUUUGAGUUAGCUGCUAACUGCUACUUUUUAAAUCUCCCACGGUGGGUUUGCACAUGUAACAUGUUGUCAGACAUCACACCUGUCCUGCCCAUGAUCCCGUCCUGCUAGCUUCGGUGCUGUUAGUACCUCUGCUCCCGGCAGAGACAACUCUGUCCGCUCAUUCAGUGAUCGUACCUUUUAUACAGAACGUUGAGGCUGAAUAAUGAUGUGAUUUUCCCACCUUGAACAGGCAGUGUAAAAGGGUCUAAUGACAGGGCUAACUGUUAGCAUCACACAGCUAACAUAACCCAGCAGUUAAAAAGAGAUUUAAUGACAGAUUCGAGACAAUUCGGUGUCGGUGAGAUUAACAGCAACAAUCCAAAAACUUCCACAGAAUCUUGGAGGGACUGUGACGGCCCCGAGAUGUCCUCUGAGCUGGGUAACUACAGGACAGAUCGGGGCCGCUGUCUACCAAAGAAAUAAUCAGAGAAAAACAUCUGGAACUAAACUGUUUGUCUCCUGCUUCAUUCAUAUCUGCUCUGUAAAUCACACGCUGAGAAAAAAUCCAAAUAGAGAGAAAUUUCUAUUUCAUAUUUUUUGGCCUAGUGGUGGUGCCCCCUGUCUUUACACUCAUUCAUCACAGUACUGUCAGUUAUCAGUGUGUGUGGACAGAGGUCUGUACUCAGAUUACUUUAUUUCUUGCUUUUAAUAAAAACAAAACCUGACAUUAUUUUUUACUGCAACAAGAACUGACUGAAUGAGAUUCCACAGGGCUGGGCAGGAUAUGAAUAUUAUAUGGAUAAUAUGGUGAGUGUUUCUGGUUUUAAAGGCUGCUUUACAGUAAAGUGUUUUCUGUUGUAG
This is a messenger RNA of Epinephelus fuscoguttatus (brown-marbled grouper), 2643 nucleotides long. RefSeq names its product charged multivesicular body protein 6b (gene chmp6b). The coding region runs from base 133 to 750 and encodes 205 amino acids. Gene Ontology annotation, biological process: vesicle budding from membrane; late endosome to vacuole transport via multivesicular body sorting pathway. Gene Ontology annotation, cellular component: multivesicular body; ESCRT III complex. Lineage: Eukaryota; Metazoa; Chordata; Actinopteri; Perciformes; Serranidae. The record is from RefSeq and is a predicted model, not a curated record. The transcript has 8 exons.